Messenger RNA from Prunus mume (Japanese apricot), 2205 nucleotides. NCBI's taxonomy places the organism in Eukaryota, Viridiplantae, Streptophyta, Magnoliopsida, Rosales, Rosaceae. The record is from RefSeq and is a predicted model, not a curated record.
CGCCCUUUCGCGCCUCACUCUCUUCCACUCUCUCUCUCUCUCUCUCACACCACAAAACCAUGUUUCGAAGAUCAAUUUUGCAAAUUUCGUCUCGUCGUGGACUUAGGAAGAUUCCGAGGUCGAUUUCAAGUCAGCACGUUUCAAGAUUUCUUAGAAGGGAAUUCUCCGCCGCAGCGUCCAAAAUUGCGCCGCAGCAACCUGGUGGUGCAGGCGGUUUGCCGCCGCCGCCGCCGGAGAACGGCGGUUCGAGCGCCAAAAUUUUCCUUGGAAGUGCUGUUGUUGGUGCUGGGCUUGUGGGAGCUUACAAAACUGGGUAUCUAGACCCGAUUUUUGGUGCAAAAGAGAAGAGUGAUUUGCAUAAGGAAGCUGGGAUUGGUGUGGAGGAAAAACUUGUGGAAGAAGAAAAGCAUGAUGAAGAAAAAGCUGGCAAUGUUGAGGAGAAGAUUGAAACUCAUUCAGAUGUUGCUCAUGUUGAGGGUUUGAGUGGAAGAGAUGGUGAAGAACAUUCUCAGGUGGAUGAUAAUAAAUCUGAGAGUGACAUAACAAGUGAGAAAGCUUUGCCUGAGUUUUCCCAAAAUGAAAAUCUUGGGUUAUCAUCUGAAGGGAAUGUAGAUGUGAAGAGUACAGAGGAAAAAACUAGUGUGGAGAUAACUGAGGAGGUACAAACAUCGCCAAUAGUUUCGCAGACUAAUGCAGAUCAGCGGCAAGAAAAUGAGGUGAAAACAUUGCCGCAUCAACAGGAUAUCACAGAAGACAAGGUACAGGUUGCAUUAGGUAAUAAUGAAGAACCAUCAGGUUCUCUCCUCAAGACAUAUAAUCUAAGUGAUGAGGCUGAUGAAAGCACGGCAACCAACUCUAACAAUGAAAACGAUCAAGUUUCUAAAGAAAAAGAGGCUCUCGUUGAUGCAAUUGAAGGGUUGAAUGAUGCUUACAUAUCCAAAGAUGGAAAGCUAGUUCUUGACUUCUUACAAACCAUUCAUGCUGCUGAAAAAAGGCAAGCUGAGUUAGACGCUCGUGUUUUUUCUGAAGAAAAGAGAACGUUAAAGGAGAAGUAUGAAAAGAAACUAAAGGAUGCUGGGGCCAGGGAACUCAUGCUUGCAGAAAAGGCAGCAAUGCUAGACAAGGUUAAAGAGCUCUCUUAUUAUCUUCUCUUUAUAAAUGCCUUGUGUGUGGCAUUCUAUGCAAGAUCUGAAGAAGCUCGUCAGACUCACUCUGCUCACAAGCUUGCUUUGGGAGCACUUGCACUAGAAGAUGCACUUUCAAAAGGAUUACCAAUCCAGACAGAAAUAGAGGCUUUACACACUUAUCUUGAAGGCAUUGAUAAAGAUUCAAUUUUAGAUUUGGUCCUAUCAUCUCUUCCUGAGGAAACACGAAGGAAUGGCACAGAUACCUUACUGCAAUUGAAUCAGAAGUUUGAUGCCUUGAAAGGGACAGUACGGCACCUCAGCUUAAUCCCUCUUGGUGGUGGCGGCAUUUUGGCACAUUCCUUGGCACAUAUAGCAUCCUGGUUGAAGGUAAAGGAAGUUGAUCAAUCUGGGGAUGGAAUUGAAUCCAUCAUCAACAAGGUGGAGUCCUGCCUUGCUGACGGGAAAAUAGCCGAAGCAGCAGAGGCACUUGAAGAAGGUGUGAAAGGCACCCAAGCAACAGAAGUAGUGCGCGAAUGGGUGAAGCGUGCUAGGAAUAGGGCUAUCACAGACCAAGCUCUUACACUUCUCCAAUCAUAUGCUACUUCUAUCAGUGUCACAUAAAAUCCACUUCUUGAGUACGCAUACUGAGGCUGCAUAAUUGAUCUACAUAAAGGUUCUUUGGUCUAGUGUUGUAGCUCCCGAUAAUUGCCUGGUUCUGAUGUAAACAAACAAAUCAUAAUGUGUUACCGACAUUAUGAUUGAAAAUGUCACUUAAUUUUUUUUGGGGGGUUUAAUGUCAUGGGAAGUUUCUGAGCAAUUGUAUUUUUCGUCUUCAGCUUGAGUAGAUUAUCUAUUACCCUCUUGAGUGGCAUAUUGUUUCAAAUGCUGCAAAAGAAUUUUGCAUGCUAUAAUGGCAUUAUAGGCUGUAGCACUGCUUCAGAACACAGUGACUAAAUUGGCCACCGUGAUGUAACACAGGGACUAUUUUUGCAUUUAAGCCUUGUUGUUACCAUUAUUAUUUUAAGUCAGGCAUAUGCAUGACACAUUACUUUUAAUACAUAUUUCGACAAGGUUUAGC